AUGCCUAGGAAGAAGUGUCUAGGUGGCUUUGGGAAUUGUACGAAGGAUUAUCCAUCGCUUUCAAGGUCUUCAUUAGACAAGUCAGUACCCGGUGCAACUGAUUUAGGCGGAGAUAGCGUUUUAGGCUUCGGAGAAGAGCCUACAAGCCCCGUAAAGGGUACACUAAAGCCCCUGUCGACCUGUCAUAAUGCAUCACUAAAUUAUGAGUCUUCUCGAUUCCGUAAAACGCCCAACAAUGACACCAGUUACCGCAAGUCUCUGUCUCUCAUUCAAUCACAGUACACUCGGGUCCUCAACACGUGA
Sclerotinia sclerotiorum 1980 UF-70 is the source of this 303-nucleotide messenger RNA. RefSeq lists its product with no specific name. NCBI's taxonomy places the organism in Eukaryota, Fungi, Ascomycota, Leotiomycetes, Helotiales, Sclerotiniaceae. Bases 1 to 303 code for a protein of 100 amino acids. The transcript is spliced from 3 exons. The record is from RefSeq and is a predicted model, not a curated record.